AACCAAGCCAAAUGAAGGCAACAUUGGCGGCCGUUGGUCUGGCGCCAAUGGCACUAACAGAGCUGCUAUUUAGUCGCUGUUCACCGAUUAUCUUCGGACGUUGCAGGAGCCCGACAAUCGGAACAGCUAGGCAUCUCCCCGUCCAAGCAAGCCUGCGCCGGGCUCGUCGCAUAGCAAGGCACGGUUACAAUGUAUGUGCGUGGGUACGGAGCGUGGUGUGCAGAAAUCGUGCUGGCAGAGGCCAGCAGGCCGCAGAAGAGAGAACAGGCGAUGCUGAAAAGAAAACGGUGAAUCGCCGUUGGCAUGUUGGAAGAUAGCGCUUCUCCAUUUUGAUGCGUGGUUUGCUUUUCUCCUAC
Molecule: messenger RNA, 356 nt
Organism: Colletotrichum godetiae
Lineage: Eukaryota; Fungi; Ascomycota; Sordariomycetes; Glomerellales; Glomerellaceae
Exons: 1
Coding region: 12-317 (101 amino acids)
Source: RefSeq, a predicted model, not a curated record